AUGUGGUGGUUGCGGCAAGGCAUGGUGGCUCCAGUAAAGGGGGUGGCGCUGCAGGUUAGGGUUCAAAGUGGUGUGGCAAGAAUGAUUGGGUGGUUAGGUUCAAGGAGGCUCGGUGAGGGUGUGAGGAAUGCUGAGAUGGCUAGUCGCAGGGUAAGAGAGAAGGGAAUGGGUCUGAGUAAAGGUAUAUGGAAGGGAGAUUUGGUGUUGAGUGAAGGGGAGAAGGAUCGCGAGGGGAGACGAGUGAAGCUCACUAAGGAGGAAUGA
Messenger RNA from Sphenostylis stenocarpa, 264 nucleotides. The record is from the annotation of a GenBank genome assembly. Lineage: Eukaryota; Viridiplantae; Streptophyta; Magnoliopsida; Fabales; Fabaceae.